This is a messenger RNA of Rodentolepis nana, 972 nucleotides long. The record is from the annotation of a GenBank genome assembly. NCBI's taxonomy places the organism in Eukaryota, Metazoa, Platyhelminthes, Cestoda, Cyclophyllidea, Hymenolepididae.
AUGGUAAACUCACGUUAUGGUAACCGUUACAAUCGGACUUCGAUGACACGAAAUCGAUCAGGCAGAUACUCUAGGGAGUUUAAACACGUUCCCACCCAUCAACAAUCUGCUGUGCUUUAUGGCGCCGGUAUGACAAGGCAUAUCGAUUUAAAAUCGGACAACGAAGAUCAAAGAGUUGCUGUUGUGGGGACUAUGCAAGCACUCGAAAAACCAUAUUUUCGUAUAUCUAAAACUCCUGCUCCUUGGGAAGUUAGACCACCUGAAGUGCUUCAACUUUCACUCCAACAUAUUCUCAAACUCUGGAUGAAUGGAGAACGGAAGUACGCCUGGAUUAAGGAUCAAUUCAAGAGCAUGCGACAGGACCUAAUGAUUCAACGGGAUUGUUCAGAGUUAGCUAUCAAGAUCUACGAGUCAAACGCCAAAGUUGCGAUUGACGCUCAUGACCCUUUGGAGUUCAAUCAGUGUCAAUCCCAACUCUCUGCUCUCUAUUUCUCCGGUACUUCUUGGCCUCACAGACUAGAAUUCACAGCCUAUCGAAUCCUAUACUAUAUCUUCGUAGAAGACAUUCAAGGCUUGAACCUUCUAUUCAUGCGCCUGAAACCCUCUGAGAAAAAGAAUGUCUUCAUUCAAUUCGCCUUAAAGGCUUAUAACGCAUGGAGCCAGCACAAUUACAAACGAUUUAUUGAUCUUACUAAUCACGCUGAGUUUGACGGAGGGGAGAAGUGUAAAGGCCUCCUCUCGUGGUCUCUUCCUCGUGAACGCCAACACGCAGUCAAAGCUAUCUUUAAGAGCUACAGACAAACAGUGAGUCUGGACUUCAUUGCCAAAACUCUGGGAUUCGCAGACACACCAUCCUGUACAAAUUUCUUUGCCGAUACAAUGAAAGUCAGCUUAGAUCUGUUGAAACCUUCCGAUAACAUUAGCUGUAAGGACGUUUGGUCAAAAAUUAAUCAAGCCCAAGUUACUACCUAA